Messenger RNA from Eleginops maclovinus (Patagonian blennie), 1837 nucleotides. It is a transcript of the gene rcn2, whose product is annotated as reticulocalbin 2. The transcript has 8 exons. Gene Ontology annotation, molecular function: calcium ion binding. The coding region runs from base 539 to 1498 and encodes 319 amino acids. The record is from RefSeq and is a predicted model, not a curated record. Gene Ontology annotation, cellular component: endoplasmic reticulum. Lineage: Eukaryota; Metazoa; Chordata; Actinopteri; Perciformes; Eleginopidae.
GACAACACGCAGAAUCCCACAUGGUUUGGCUGCCAGCUAAUUAUAAAAACUUUACAAAGUCUUUGGAAAGAAGUUAGUGGUGAUGUGACAGUUUCAUACAGCAUAACUAUCCCCUGGUGUGUAUCCUUCUUCUCACAAGUCGCACAGGGCCAUCUAUGAUCAUUCAAUUAAAAUGCCUAACUGGGUUCUACUAGCAGAAAAAUGCCAGGACCACCAGGGCGGACACCACACCUGCGGCAGGUAAGGUCACCCUAAUAUGCUCUACUCCUGCUAUAACUUCCAUUUUGCUGAAUCCUAGUAUACAACACUUUAGCUCUAGCUAGCUAGAAUGUCCUCGGAAGUAUAGACCGUAUUUCAGCAGUUAGCAACACGUUUCUAUGUCAAAACGUACCUUAAGGGCGGAUAUAGAUGCAUUCUUGUUUUUUCCUCCUCCAUGCGAUGAUCCGGAGCUGUUGCUACCAGACCUCUCCCUCCCGUCCCCACCUUGGCUGUUUCUCGGGCCGAGACGGUGCUGCCCAGCGCCACGCCGUCGUCCGUCAUGGCGGUUGUCUUUGGACAUCGACCUGCGAUGGCAUCCUUUGCUUUGCUGGGACUGCUGGUACUUCAGUUUGGAUUUGGACAAAGCUCUCUUAAACAUCUCCAUGAAGAUCAUUAUAUUGGCCAGCAGCACAACCCUGAACAUGACAUGAACGUCCUGCUGGGAGAGGACACUGAGGAGAUACAGAAACUUAGCCCAGCAGAACAGAACAAAAAAAUGUUGGAAAUUGUGAAGCGGAUUGAUACAAAUGCUGACAAUGUGCUGAAUCCAGAGGAGAUAACACUAUGGAUUCAACACGUCUAUAGAAAAUAUGCUCUAGAUGAUGCAAAGGAGCGGUUCCCUGAGUUUGACACUGACAAAGAUGGUGUUGUAGCCUGGGAGGAAUACAACAGUGUUGCUCAUGACCAGCUCAUUAGUUUUGAUGACAGCACUGUUCUGCAGGACCCAGAGCAAGAGUCUCUAAGACAUCUCCACUUGAAGGAGAGGAGGCGCUUUGACUUUGCUGAUGUGGACGGUACACCCGGGCUUAAUGUGACAGAAUUUCUUGCCUUCACCCAUCCCUCUGAAGUGGAUCACAUGGCCGAUUUUGCGAUUGAAGAUGUGUUGAGUGAAUAUGACACAGAUAAAGAUGGACUCAUCAGUCUGAGUGAAUUCAUUGGAGAUAUUCGACAUGAUGAGGAUUCCCCUUCACAGUGGGAGAUAGAAGAAACAGUGCGGUUUAAAGACCUCUAUGAUCAAGAUAAGGAUGGCAAGUUGAACCGAGACGAGCAGCUUCGCUGGGUUGCACCUAACAGCUACGGCUCAGCAAGAGAAGAGGCUCUACACCUCAUUAAGGAAGUGGAUCAAAAUGGAGAUGGACAGAUUUCAGAAGCAGAAGUUCUGAGAAAUCAAGAAAUAUUCAUGAACAGUGAAGUGACAGAUUAUGGCAGACAGCUGCAUGUUUUACACGAUGAACUAUAAUUGAAUGUUCUUGUUUUGUUUUUUAAAUGAAGGUGUUAUGUGGUUUAUUUCCGGUACUGACACUAGUCAUGGAAUUUACGCCAUUGUAGAUCUUACCCGUCUUACUGGACAAAAUAACAGGAAAAACACAUAUUACAACACAAGUUGAAUACAUCACUGAGACAAGUUGCACAUCUCUAGAAUGUUUCAGGAAAAUCUAAACAUCAGAAGCUUCACAACAUACAGUAUAAUGUGUUGCAGGGCUUUUAUAUUGUAAUGUAUUAUACAGUAAGCUAUUCCUGUUAUUUUGCCUGUUAUAAAUGCACAUAUUUCUGAUAAACAGGGAGUUUUAACUGAUAA